This is a messenger RNA of Ceratotherium simum simum (southern white rhinoceros), 920 nucleotides long. It is a transcript of the gene B2M, whose product is annotated as beta-2-microglobulin. Gene Ontology annotation, biological process: immune response. The record is from RefSeq and is a predicted model, not a curated record. Lineage: Eukaryota; Metazoa; Chordata; Mammalia; Perissodactyla; Rhinocerotidae. Gene Ontology annotation, cellular component: MHC class I protein complex.
AGUCCUGCCUCCGGCGCUGCUCUGGUAGCCAUGGCUCGCUUCGUGGCCUUGGUCCUGCUCGGACUGCUCUCCCUGUCUGGCCUGGAGGCCGUCGAGCGUACUCCAAAGAUUCAGGUUUACUCACGUCACCCAGCAGAAAAUGGAAAGCCAAACUUCCUGAACUGCUAUGUGUCUGGGUUCCAUCCACCGGAGAUUGAAAUUGAUUUGCUGAAGAAUGGGGAGAAGAUGAAGGUGGAGCGGUCAGACCUGUCGUUCAGCAAGGACUGGUCUUUCUAUCUUCUGGUCCACACUGAAUUUACUCCCAAUGGCGUGGAUGACUAUAGCUGCCGUGUAGUCCACUCUACUCUCAAAGAGCCCAAGAUAGUUAAGUGGGAUCGAGACCUCUAACCAGCAUCCUGGAGGUUUGAAGAUGCCUCAUUUGGAUUGGAUUAAUUCCAGAUUAUGCUUUCUUUCUUUUUAAUACUUUUAUGCUUUAUGCACAUAAAUCAGGAAGUUAUGUUGGUGUUAAGGCAAAUUUUACUUUGUUUAUAGUUGUACUUUGAGCGCUAUGCCUCCUUGUUUGACCUGUGGCAGGUAGCUAUAGGGAGACCCUGGCAGCUUAGAGGUGGGCAGGAAAGAAUACCUAUGUUAAAAAUCAACAUCUUGGCCAAAUCUGAACUCCUCAGUCUCUUGUGUACACAAAACUGGAUAAUAAGAUAGUUAUGCAUGUUUAGAGUUAAUCUUCAAUUUGCAUACUUUGCUUAGAAUUUGGGGAAAAAUUUUUGAAGGAUCAUUGUCAGAAUUAUUGGAAAUUUGUUAUAAUGGAUGAUACAUUUUGUCAUAUAAAAUUCAUAUUUACCUCUUACAUCUGUUAAAAAAAAACAUGGUGGAGCACAUUUUGAUUUUUCUGUUUCACUAAUUAAAACAAUGGUAAAACCUGA